Molecule: messenger RNA, 3045 nt
Organism: Sphaeramia orbicularis (orbiculate cardinalfish)
Lineage: Eukaryota; Metazoa; Chordata; Actinopteri; Kurtiformes; Apogonidae
Product: cyclin-dependent kinase-like 5
Exons: 7
Coding region: 1-3045 (1014 amino acids)
Biological process (GO): protein phosphorylation
Cellular component (GO): nucleus
Molecular function (GO): protein serine/threonine kinase activity; ATP binding
Source: RefSeq, a predicted model, not a curated record
AUGGAGCGGUACCAGUCUCUGGGUCUGGUUGGGGAGGGCAGUUAUGGAACGGUCCUGAAGUGUCGUCAUCGAGGCUCCGGUCGUCUGGUCGCCAUCAAGAAGUUCCUGGACUCUGACGACGACAGGACGGUGAAGAAGAUCGCCCAGAGGGAGAUCAAGCUGCUGCGGCAACUACGUCAUGACAACCUGGUCAACCUCCUGGAAGUGUGGAAGCGCCGCCGCCGCUGGUAUCUGGUCUUUGAGUUUGUGGAACGUACGCUUCUGGAUGAACUGGAGCAAAACCCCAACGGACUGGACCUGAACACCAGCCGGCAGUACCUGUUCCAGAUCCUGAGGGCUGGUGCCUUCUGUCACCAACAAAAUAUCAUCCACCGGGACAUUAAACCAGAGAACAUCUUGAUCUCUCACAGCGGUGUUAUCAAACUUUGUGACUUCGGUUUCGCUCGGACCGUGGCGUCGCCGGCCGAGGGUGGAGUCUACACCGACUACGUGGCCACUCGCUGGUACAGACCACCUGAACUCCUGGUAGGAGACACCAAGUAUGGAAAACCAGUGGAUGUAUGGGCUGUUGGAUGUCUGUUCAUGGAAAUGUUGACCAGUCAGCCUCUGUUCCCUGGAGACUCCGACCUGGACCAAAUACAUCACAUCGUCAGGUGCUUUGGUCAUCUGACGUCUCAUCAUCAGGAGUUGUUCUACACGAAUCCUGUUUUCACUGGAGUCAGACUUCCACAAUGUUUCAGUGUAAUCCCAUUACAGCAGCGAUUCCCAACACUUCCACCCACCGCCCUGGAUCUGGCACAGAGAUGUCUUCAAAUGGAUCCAGAUGAACGAGCUCAGUGUUCAGAACUCCUGGAACAUCUUCUGUUCACUCAGGACUCUUUCCACAUCAGGUUCUCAGAUGAGCUGAACGCUAAGAUCCAGAAAGACCACAGAGAGAACUCUACUCUUCCCAAAAUAUUAAAAACUGCCAGACAUGUAAGGGACGACGGGGAGGAGAAGGAAAGAAGAGGUAAAGACAAGAAACAAGCUGAAGACGUGGAUGACAAAGUCCUCAAAGAGAAAGGGAAACCAGACAAGGAGGCUGGUGAAGACAAAAGUACAAAAACUAAAAACAAGCAGUCAUCAAAGCUGUCGAAAGCGCUUCGGAAUACCUCUGAACCCCUGAUGACCACCAAACCAUCCAAAACUGCGGGCGCUAAAGGCAUUGAUAAUGGAACCCCCAUGGUGAUGAAAAGUAAACCUGGAAAGGCUGGUGACGCAGGGUGGAAGACUGAACGUACGAUGUCUGAUUCCACUAAAACAUCUAACAAUACAACAACUCUGAAGGACAAUCACACAUCAACAGCAAAAUGUAAAAAUGGGAAAGUUGCUUCUCCAGAACAAAGACAAGCUCAGUCCCAAUGUUUGGAGGAUGCAAAAGGUUCCAGUUGUUCCUUAAGUCAAACCGUGGCUGCCUUAAAACCACAGAGGUCUCCUAAGUCAGAGCCAAGUCCAAAGUUUGUGAAGAGCUUUGACACAAACACGGUCAAGCUGAGUGAACGCUCAACCACUCCAAAUCCAGAUGGAGGUUCAACUCCAGUCACUUCUUUGGACUUACUGGUUCCCCACACUGGUAUGAACACAAAACUGAAGAUAGGUCCAAUGUCUACUACUGCCUCAACAACAGUCAUGUCUAAAAUGUCCAACAGUACUCCAACGCCUCAAGUAUCUAAAGAGUCAAGUAGUGACAACACCCCAAGUGUAGACCACAUCACUAAGGCCUUUGAGACGGCUUCAGUCUCCAAGCAUCAGACACACGAAUUGACCAUGGACAAAGACAGAAGUGUCUCUGAAACUGUGAAGGGUUUACAAUCCAAGCUGUCUGAGGCUUCUUCAAACUUUGGUCCAAAAACAGUCAAAACCACCACAUCUUCCUCCUCCAGCCUUCAGAAGAGUUCUCUCUCUGUUUAUCAGGUAACUUCAAAUCCAAAGUUUUCCAAAAAUUCUUCAACUUCAGACUCUAAAAGCCUAAAUGACCCCAUGCUGACACUCGAUAAGCCUUCAAAGGGCCCACCAGCAGACAGAGGACACAAUACAACAUCCACUGCAAGUAAAAACCAGCAGGAGAGUUCUGAUACUUCAAAUAAAGACGUCAAGGAUGGGUCAACAGAUAGCCUUCCUCCCAAAACAGGGACAGACAACAACCACCGAUCCGAUGCUUCAGGACGGGGUGGAAACGAGCAGCCUCAUUCAUGUGAGGACUACAGUGUCCAUCAGCAGAACCACUACAAAUCCAAACUGUCCACAGAAUCCCAAACACCAGAUACAAACCCAACUCCUAACUCUGAGCCGUCACAUUUCCCCAAAGCGCCGAAAGUCUUUGAUAAGGAGAACACAGAGGACCUAGCUCUGUUUCUGUCCACGACUGCAUCAACCAAAUACGUAGGAAAUCAAACCUCAAAGGUUUCCGUAAACUUGAACAAUGAGCAGAAGAGCCACAACAGUCAACCUGACCCAGAAGUCAAAGUGUUCCACACCAAACCUCUGACUGUAGAACCUAAGACGAAGGUCAGCUCUUUUGGGAACCAAAGUCGAUCCACUGCAGCUACGACCUCCAGGACUCUAAAACCAUUUCCUACAGAUCCAGAGAGGAAAGGGGACCAUCUGGAGCAAAAGGACGCAAGAAAUCCAUCCACAGAAUCUGACUCAGGUUCAGGAACGUCUACAGUGACUCCUGAACAAAGGGAUUUGACCAGAACUGCAGUCCUUCACCAUAUGGACCCUACAGAACCAGAUGAGUGCAACCCAAACCCAUGUUCUUCUACACCUCCUCCUCCUCCUCCUCCACCUUCAUCCACUCCUCUCCUCCUGCUCCCACCCUCCACACCACUGGGCGCCUCCUUCUCUGUGGCCCCUCCCUCCACUCCACUGGGCCCCUCCUUCUCUGUGGCCCCUCCCUCCACUCCACUGGGCCCCUCCUUCUCUGUGGCUGGAACCAACAGACUGGCAGCUGGAAGUGAACACCUGAGCCUGGGGACUAGCUUUCCUUCCAACAGCCUGAGGUGA